This is a messenger RNA of Cercospora beticola, 1020 nucleotides long. RefSeq lists its product as uncharacterized. Gene Ontology annotation, biological process: peptidyl-proline hydroxylation to 4-hydroxy-L-proline. The record is from RefSeq and is a predicted model, not a curated record. Gene Ontology annotation, molecular function: iron ion binding; procollagen-proline 4-dioxygenase activity; L-ascorbic acid binding. NCBI's taxonomy places the organism in Eukaryota, Fungi, Ascomycota, Dothideomycetes, Mycosphaerellales, Mycosphaerellaceae. Gene Ontology annotation, cellular component: endoplasmic reticulum.
AUGGCAUCUAAGAAGCCCUCCAAUGACGGUGUUCGGACGGCAUCGUCCAGCAACAAAUGGACAACUGCAGCUGUGCUGCUUCCCACCCUGCUCUUUGGAAUCGACAAGUGGUCUCACAUCAGCUCGAAGUUCUCACUUGACCAAUGGCAACUUGCUCAAAUGGUACCAAGCGCCAUCAUGCCAGAAGUCAAGACCGCCAUGCCAAACAUCACGGCCGCUCGAACAGAAAUGGCGAAUCGAUAUGCACAAGGAUGCCCAGAUCAUCAGUACAGCACUCGACUCUUGUCCGCAGAUCCACUUGUUAUGUAUAUCGAGGGCCUAGUUACACAAGAAGAAGCCGACUAUCUUCUAGUCCUGGCAGAGCCGUACUACAUGGCUUCACCCCUAUCAGGGCCCAUGGGACGAACAUACAACAAUGAAUAUCGAAAGUCAGUCUCUGCGGUCGUACCAGACGAUCCCGUCGUCGCUUGUAUUCGAAAGCGAGCGGCAGAUUUCCAGGGCUUCAUGCCUGUCGGACACGUUGAAGAUAUCCAGCUCGUCAAGUAUGGGACGAGUGACGAGUUCCGACCACACUUCGACUGGCAUCCAGGUAUGCUGAAUCCACGUGUCUCAACAUUCUUCGUAUAUCUGGCCUGCGAUGACAAGGAGAACGGUGGAAGCUGCGAGGGCGGUGAAACAGGCUUUCCACGCUGGUCAGGGCUCUUCGCAACAGAAUGGUGCAACCAGGGCUUCGUCGACUGCAAGCAGUCGAAGGAAGGCGGAAUCUACUUCCCGCCUGUGAUCGGCAACGCUGUGUUCUGGCACAAUUUCUACCCCAACGGAACUGGUGUCGAUGGAACAUAUCAUGCAGGCAUGCCUGUGAGGAAGGGUCGAAAGGUUGGACUGAAUAUCUUCAGCCGGAAGAAUGAGUACUUUUCUGAGAUUCUUGAGAUUCAUGACAGGAAUCAGUUGUCAGAAGCCGACAGGAAACGAUGUGACGCUGAGUCGAAGGAUGGACCGUGCUACGUAGAGGUGCUUUAG